UUGGGUCGCGCUGUUGCCGCACAGCCAUGUUUGCGCCACCUACAGCCCCGGAGGAUGAGCGUCAUGGCUGCUCCUGGCCCUCUCCCCGUGACCCCGGAACUGCCCACGCUGCGUGCCAAGUUGCAGGGACUACUGCGGUUCUUGAGGGACGCCUUGUCCAUUUCCAAUGCACAUACGGUAAACUUCUACACAGAGUCCGUGUGGGAGGAGCUGGUCGACUUGCCCCCGGAGACCGUGCUGACAGCGCUGAGGAGGUCGGUGGCGGAGGCAGAAGCCCGGCCUUCCGAGUCGCGCCCCCUAGUGGAAGCAGAGAAGGGAUCAGGUACGACUGAUUUUCCCAAAAUAUUUUGUGAAACUUCUCAGAAGCUGGUGAAUGUGGAAGCAUUUGCUUGGGUUGCAAAAUAUUAUUCCAUACAAAACUUGGAAAUAUGUACUCCUUUUGAGCAGCUGCUUGCAGCCCUUCUAGGAAACCAAAAACAGAGAACUGGUGAAACUGUGAAGCCAAUUGAGUUUAUGAAUGUGAAAAAAUCUCAUGAAGUUCAGGCAAUGUCAGAGCUGAUCAGCAGCAUUGCUGCUUACUAUGGAAUAAAGCAAGUAAUUGACUUGGGUUCCGGUAAAGGCUACUUAAGCUCCUUUUUAUCCUUGAAGUAUGGAUUAAAAGUUUAUGGAAUUGAUUCCUCAAAUACCAAUACUCAUGGAGCUAAGGAAAGAAACAGAAAACUGAAGAAACAUUGGAAACUCUGUCAUGCUCAGGCAAGAUCAGAUGUCAAUGGACUGACAUUAAAAAUGAAAAAAGAAAGGAAAGUGCAAAAUGAAAUUAAAUAUAAAACAAAGAUCCAGGAAGAAUGUAACAAUAGUCUUGCAAAGCAAGAAAAGAUGUCUACCUCAGAGUUUUUGCCAGAUUUUUCAGGCUCUGUAAUUUCCACCAACAGAAAACAAAUGGAAAACCUAUAUUCUCAACCACAUCAAGAAGAAAAUUUGUGUUUUGAAAACACCUUUUCUCUUAUAGACCUUUUCUCUAUUAAUGCUGUUGAGUCUACUUCUUCAUUGCAAAUACCCAACAGGGAGAUGUCUGAAACCCAUAAAGAGAGAAGAAAAAUGACAUCAAAGUCAAGUGAAUCAAAUAUAUAUUCACCUUUAACCUCUUUUAUCACUGCUGAUUCAGAACUACAUGACAUUAUUAAAGAUCUAGAGGAUUGUUUGAUGGUGGGUCUACACACUUGUGGUGAUCUUGCUCCAAAUACUCUGCGAAUAUUUACUUCCAAGUCUGAAAUCAAGGGAGUUUGCAGUGUGGGUUGUUGCUACCACCUCUUAUCUGAAGAGUUUGAAAACCAAACUAAAGAAUGUACUCAAGAAAAGUGGGGAUUUCCAAUGUGCCACUAUUUAAAAGAAGAGAGAUGGUGUUGUGGUCGUAAUGCCAGAAUGUCAGCAUGUUUGGCAUUGGAGCGGGUUGCAGUUGGCCAAGGGCUGUCUACUGAGUCACUCUUCUAUCGUGCCGUUCUUCAGGAUAUUAUUAAAGAUUGUUAUGGCAUCACCAAAUGAGGAUUUUAUACCUCAUAACAAUGCAGCAUAGAAGUAUGAGUGACAAGUAUGCCUUACCUCUGUCAAGCUAAAGCAGAAGAGCUGUUUGUGAACGGAGAUGAGGAAAACAAAAUCUAGAACACAGGCAUAUUCUCAGACUGAUGAGUUUUAGGAAAGUGGAUAUAAGGAAGUAGAUGAUCUAUAAAUUGAUUUCUUUAAAACCAUAGCCAACUGUAUACCCUUUUGAAAGUCUUUGUAGGCCUCUAAUAUAUACCUGUAUGAAGACCACUGUUUUAAAUCACUGCAGUUAACCUAUUACAUUCCUUGAUUAAGUGGCCACUACAUAUUUGUACUAACAGUAAGUAGAACCUAUUGUACAAGUAAUAGGUAAAACCAAACUUUUAACAACUCAAGGUACUUAUUCAAAAAUACCAACACACUGAUAUUCCCAAAAUAAAUAGACCUAACCUAACAUUUCUGUAGGAGUUAACAGUUUACCAAUAUUCUCCACAUACAUUAUCUUCUUUAUAUCUUUACAUUACCUUGUGAAAUAGAUGCUACCUCUGUUUCACCUCACUGUUCUCAAUGAAGAAAUUGGAGCUCCAGAGAUAAUUUGUUUACAGAGGCUGAAAUUUAGAUCUUCUGACUCCUAGUCCAAGUGUUUCUUUCCAGUAUAACACUAUUUCAAAGAGAGUGUACUUGAUAAAAUUAGAGCAUUCCUGGAGCCUGUCUAGAGAAAGAGUUCUUAGUGCCAAAGAGAACAAACUUUGGAUUGUGGUCUGAUUCUUUCUCUUACCCUGCUGUCAUUGUCAUGCUUAUUGGACGAUCUAUUUUGUGUCAAGCAUUGCCCUCUGUGCUCUUAGGCACUGUCUGAGGCCUUACAGAUAAUUUGUCAAAUAAUUUAUGGACUCUGCAAUCAAAGAGCUCACUCAUAAUAGAGUGACAAAGAGAUACCUAUUAAGAAGAAAACUCUUACACAUUACUGGAGACGUUACUAGAGAAUCAAAAGAAUAAUACCAUUAUCUUUGCAGAUAAUUUGUCAAAUAAUUUAUGGACUCUGCAAUCAAAGAGCUCACUCAUAAUAGAGUGACAAAGACAUACCUAUUAAAAAGAAAACUAUUACACAUUACUGGAGACAUUACUAGAGAAUCAAAAGAAUAAUACCAUUAUCUUUCUCAGUAGAGUAGUAAGCAAUUUUGGGAACUACUAGUCCAGUGGUCUUAUUCUAGCAACAGUACCCAUUGUUUAGGAUGGUGCCCAUGCUUUCUGAGCCCAAUAACCAAAGGACUCAUAGUCUAAUGAAUAAGAGAAUUUAUAUAGAAAAAUCCAUACUAGACAGUGGCAACAUAGAGUGGGAGUUGUGUAUUACAAAAUUUACCCUUUAAAAAUCUGUACAUUUCCUGCAUAGCACAGUAUAUAUGCAUUUAUAUAUAGCUCAAGUAGAAAUAUAAAUGUGUAAAAUGUUUAAGUGCAUAUUGUUUGCCUGUGUAUAGUAUAAAACACAUAAGUAAAAUACUUUAUAAUACUUUUAACAGCAUAUCAAGUCAAUAUAUUGAAUUCACAUAAAUUAUUAUAAGAUUCAGUUCUUCUCUAUCCUUUGGUCAUGUGACAUCCACCAUAAAGUAAAUGGUUUUAAGAUAUGGGAUCAUAGGAAGGUUUUGUUUGGGAGUUUUUUAUUUGAUUAUGUUUUCAGAGAGAGAAACUUGAGCAUUUUCAUAUGAUGAGAAUAAAGACCUGGUGAGUAAAGAGAAUUAAUUUGAAGAUAUGGAAGAGGAGACAGGAGGAGGUGGCAUACAUAUUCCUGAUCUAAUGCAUUUUCUGACAGAAAACAUUAACAUUCAUACAUUGCUUAAUGAUGAUAUUACAUUCUGAGAAAUGUGUGGUUAGGCAAUUUAACCAUUGUGCUACCAUCAUAGAGUGUAUUUACAAAAACUUCGAUGGUAUAGCCUACUACACAUGUAGGCUAUAAGGUAUAGCCUAUUGAUCUUCGGCUAUAGAACUGUAGAGCAUGUAUUUUACUGAAUACUGUAAGAAUUAAAACAUAGUGAUAUGUAUUUUUAUAUUUAAACAUAUGCAACCAUAAGAAAUAUACAAUGAAAAUAUAGUAUAAUCUUAUGGGA
Molecule: messenger RNA, 3641 nt
Organism: Microcebus murinus (gray mouse lemur)
Lineage: Eukaryota; Metazoa; Chordata; Mammalia; Primates; Cheirogaleidae
Source: RefSeq, a predicted model, not a curated record